Messenger RNA from Serpula lacrymans var. lacrymans S7.9, 518 nucleotides. RefSeq lists its product as uncharacterized. The transcript is spliced from 5 exons. Lineage: Eukaryota; Fungi; Basidiomycota; Agaricomycetes; Boletales; Serpulaceae. The record is from RefSeq and is a predicted model, not a curated record. The annotation marks the transcript as partial.
GGCUACCAGUCGCGCGAGCCCCUCUCUUGUACUAACUUGUACUUGAAUUCUACUGCGGUUACUAGUAUGACAGACUUCAGUGCUGUUCCCCAAGCCAACGCCAUUUCUCAAGCUGCUCAGCUCGAGGUCCUCGACGCUAACGGAAAUUCAGUUCGAUUCGGGUCCUUGUUUGAAGACACCACCACCAUCGUUGUCUUCAUUCGUCACUUUUUUUGCGGCAGCUGCCAGGACUAUGUCGUGCAGCUGGCCUCCGUUCAGCCUGAGGUUCUGAAAGCUGGAAAGAAGGUCGUAGUCAUAGGUUGUGGUGACUGGCAACCGAUUCAAUUCUAUGCAGAGACGACAGGAUUCCAAGGUCCCAUAUUUGCCGACCCUACUCGAAAACUAUAUGUGACCCUUGGUAUGACUAUUGAAAAUCUCCAAGGAACACCAGCAGGGGAGAAGCGUCGUAGCUAUCUGCAACGCGGAGACAUCUCUAAUGCUCUUGCCAGCAUAUGGGUAUUCACACACGUCCUUGUUUC